UUUUCUUUUUUAGUAGAUGCUGCCUACUCACAAUAGGAUGAAAAACGGCCGUAGGGAUUUCUAUGUUGACGACAAGUAUGAAAAGAUUCAUAAACAGCGCUGGCUUUAUUCUCGUAAUGCCAUCUUUUGUAUCAGUAUCUUGAUCAUCUUUCUCUAUGUCAACAAGUACGUCCUUGUAGAGAAUGACAACAAAGUGUUGGAUGAUUCAAACCAAGGCGCUGCCGAGAUAAAAGAAGAAAAAGGUAGCCUAACUGACUUGCUAUUUACUCAAUACCCUCCUGUUCAAUCACUUCAACAUUCUGAUGAACUAACAGCUCAACGUCAAAAGAGAGUUGUUGAUGCCUUUCUUCAUGCCUGGAAAGGUUAUACCCAGGAUGCGUUUGGAAAAGAUGAAUAUCAGCCAUUAACACAUACCGGUCAUAACUGGGCACCUGGAGGCAUAGGAUUGAUGCUGAUCGAUUCACUUGACACUAUCAUGCUGAUGAACCUAACUGAAGAAUACAACCAGGUCCGUAACUGGAUUGCUACUGAGUUGGAUUUUAACAAAGAUCAAGACGUCAAUGUAUUUGAAACGACUAUUCGAGUCCUCGGUGGUCUAUUAUCCGCUUACCAUUUAUCAAACAGUGACCCGCUUUAUUUGGAAAAGGCACAGGACUUGGCAGACCGACUGUUACCUGCCUUUGAUUCUAGUUCAGGCAUACCAUUUAAUGGCGUUAUCUUAUCCACUGGACAGCCUUCCACACAUGGUGAAUCUAGCAGCACGGCUGAAGCUACCACCAUUCAACUGGAAUUUAAAUACUUGAGUUACUUGACAGGUGAUAUGAAAUACUGGAAGGCAGCGGAGAAGGUGAUGGAUCGUAUGCAUGAAUUGACAAAGGAUAACGAUCAUCAAGCUUUAGAUGGACUUGUGCCAAUUUACAUAGAUCCUCAUCAUGGCAACUUUGUUACUAAAGAAAUCAGAUUAGGCUCGAGGGGCGAUAGUUAUUAUGAAUACUUAUUAAAGCAAUAUCUUCAGACGAACAAAACUGAACCACAGUAUCGACAACGGUACGAUGCGGCUGUAGAAGGCAUCAAGAAGCAUCUGAUACAGUACAGUUAUCCUAAUCACUAUACGUACAUAGCAGAACUGUUGGAUAGAACCACCCCUGGCAACCGACACCCUAAAAUGGAUCAUUUGGUUUGCUUUAUGGGCGGUAACUUUGUUCUAGGAGCAACUGAAGGAGGCUCAAUACAGAAUGCCAAUAUACAAAAUUCAGAUGAUGUACAAUUAGGAGAAGAAAUAACAAAGACAUGCUAUGAGAUGUAUAACAUGACGGCAACUGGACUCGCAAGUGAAAUAGUAUAUUUUAAUACAAACGAUCGAUCUGAAGGGCCUGAUAUGGAGAUUCAUGUGCGUGAUAGACAUAAUUUAUUGCGCCCAGAAACCGUUGAAAGCCUCUUUUUACUUUACCGCAUGACAGGCGAUGAAAAAUAUCGUGAAUGGGGAUGGAGCAUCUUUGAGUCAUUUGAAAAGUAUACAAAACUACCUGAAGGAGGGUAUUCUGCUCUUAAGGAUGUAACUUUAAUUCCGCCUGUACGCGAUAAUCGAAUGGAUACCUUCUUCUUGGCGGAGACAUUAAAGUAUCUCUAUCUUUUAUUUAGUCCUAGUGACUUUAUUCCACUUGAAUAUUACGUAUUCAAUACGGAGGCGCAUCCAUUGCCAAUUUUUACACCAAAAUAAAAAAUUUCACAUGACAAUUGUUCCCACGGCAACAUAUUUAUUGCGGGG
Rhizopus microsporus ATCC 52813 is the source of this 1768-nucleotide messenger RNA. RefSeq names its product glycoside hydrolase. Gene Ontology annotation, molecular function: mannosyl-oligosaccharide 1,2-alpha-mannosidase activity; calcium ion binding. The record is from RefSeq and is a predicted model, not a curated record. Gene Ontology annotation, biological process: carbohydrate metabolic process; N-glycan processing. The transcript has 3 exons. Gene Ontology annotation, cellular component: membrane; endoplasmic reticulum. NCBI's taxonomy places the organism in Eukaryota, Fungi, Mucoromycota, Mucoromycetes, Mucorales, Rhizopodaceae. Bases 17 to 1720 code for a protein of 567 amino acids.